Trichogramma pretiosum is the source of this 4639-nucleotide messenger RNA. RefSeq lists its product as uncharacterized. Bases 49 to 4566 code for a protein of 1505 amino acids. The transcript is spliced from 2 exons. The record is from RefSeq and is a predicted model, not a curated record. Gene Ontology annotation, cellular component: extracellular region. Gene Ontology annotation, molecular function: chitin binding. Lineage: Eukaryota; Metazoa; Arthropoda; Insecta; Hymenoptera; Trichogrammatidae.
UAGAAGAACUCAUUAUUCCAUCAGCUUUUUGUGUAUAGCAAGUAAAAAAUGAAGCAAAAACUUUUAUUACUUUUGUUUGCCAGUUACAACCUUUCUUGGGCCGCUUACACCUACCAAAAGGCUUAUACUGUCCAAGAAUAUCAAUACCCUGUUAUGAAUCAAUAUCAAACUCAAGGAUCAUAUGGCUCAAAUAAUAUGAAUACCUACCAAUUAACUUAUAACACAGGUUCAGUUUAUUCAAUGCCGCCAAUCACAUAUGUUGGUGUUCCCAUGUACAAGCAAUAUCUGAUAAGAAAAACCUACGAAACAUCAGUUCCAGUGUACAUCAGUAAAAGCACUGCUGAUAUUUCGAAUCUGAAUAGACAAAAUACAAACCAAAUAUUAAAAAUAUUUUUCAAUUUAAAUGUCGGCGAAGAUGUUAAGCAAAACAUUCAUCAACUUUUAACGUUAGAUGCAAAUGCAAACGGCACAUAUACUCAGUACAUUUAUCAACUGAUACUUCAAAUUAUCAGUUUGAACGUUAACGAUGACGCUAAAAGAACUAUAAUCAACCUCUUGAAUUCGAGAAUUCAAGGGCUUACGACAAAUGGUGGAUCUAAUGCAUCUGAAGAACAGUCAAUUAUAAAUCAAAUCGGUAGUUUGAAUAUUGAUGAGAGUAAUAAGCAACAGCUGGUUCAAAUUUUGGUAAGUAAUUUCAAAGGACCGCAAAAUCAAAUAAGCAUUCAUAGCAAAACUCAGACAGGUACUAUAAUUAAUAAAGAUAACAAUGAUGAGUAUACUAUGAAUCAAAAUAUUGAAAAGGCCCCUGAUGAUAUUUCAGAGAAUUUUAAUGCAAAUGACUUAAAUAAAAAAAAAAUUAUGGAAAUAUUGGUUGAAGAAAAUGUCGAUGAAAAUACUAGAAAUAAAUUACUUGAAAUUUUGGCAGCCGACUCAAAUGCUGAUGGAGCAUAUACUCAAUACAUUUUAGAAUUAGUUUCUCGCAUAAAUAGUUGGGAUAUAAGUGCUGAUGUUCGGAAGAGAGUACUACAACUUUUGGCUUUUAGAAUUCUACAAUAUCAAACAAACGGAGGAUAUUCCGAUGCUGAUAUAGUUUCAGUUAAAAAUGAAAUUGAUAAUUUGAAUACAACCAAAAGUUGGAAAAAUCGUAUACUUGAAUGUUUGAUCAUGGAAUUUAAAGGAUUUCAACUUCGUGCAACGAAUGUUGAGACUACUCAACCUGGGUCACAAAAUAAUAUUGCAGAAACAGAAUAUCCAAACGAAAAAGAUGAAAAUCAGCGAAAAAUCAAGGAGAUAAUGAAUGUCAAGAAUGUAAAUAAGAAUAUGCAGAACAAAUUACUUGAACUUUUAGCUAUUGAUUCCAAUGCAGAUGGUGCAUACACUCAGUAUAUUUUGCAUCUGGUGUCACAAAUUGUCUCUUGGGAUGUAAAAGAAGACGUUCAACAGAAAGUAUUAGAGUUGUUAUGUUUGAGAGUAUUGCAGUUUCAAGAUCAUGGAGAAUAUACUCAGAACAAUGACCAAUUAAUUAAAAAUGAAGUUUUACAGCUAAAUACAACCGAUCUAUGGAAAAACAAAAUAAAUCAGUUUUUGUUAAACGAUUUUAAAGGGCUUCUUCUUCAAGUAGAAAGUAGUAUGGAUUUUCAAGGCCAAUCAACACUUCCACUUAAUUUAAAUGAAUCUUUAUAUGUUGGAGAAGGAUAUAAUCAAAAAUCCAAUCGUCAAAUACAAAACCAAGGCACUUUAAAUACACAAGAAUCUCACACCAAUAAUGUUAAUUUAGUUACAUCUACUGAAACUCUUCAUAAUAAAAAUCAAAAUCCAGUUUUUACGGAUAAACAAACUUCUAAUGAAGAAUCUCACAAUCAAGGUAAUACAAAUAUACAGGUUUCUACUCCAAAUAAUAAUUUUGCGAACACUACUGUCAUCACCACCAGUAAUUCAACUCCUCGUAAGAAUAAUGCAAACGGACAAGUAUUUAACACAAAUAUAAAUAAAAUAGGAGAAUCUAUCAGUACUCCUGUCCAAAAAGAUUUGAAACCAAUGAUGGUUUCUGCACCUAUUCAAGAUGUAUCUCAAAAGAAUAAAAUACCAAAUAACAAUUCAAAUGAAUAUGGCGAAAAUGGAAAAAAGAUAGUAGACUUAUUGACUAAGAAAAACGUGAAUGAAGAAAUGAAAAAAAAAUUACUCGAACUACUAGCAGUUGAUUCCAAAGGAAAUGGAGCUUAUACUUCAUACAUAUUGGAAUUGAUUACUCAAAUUGAAGGAUGGAAUAUAAACGUCAACGUUAAGAGAAGAGUUCUUGAAAUUUUAAUUGAUAGAAUUCUGAAAUAUCAGGUAAAUGGUGGAUACUCUGACGCUGAUAUCCAGACAAUCAAAAAUGAAAUUGAAAAAUUGAACGAGUCCAGAAGUUGGAAAAAUAUUAUAUUCCGAUAUCUAAUAAUUGAUUUCAAAGGCCAGCAACUUCAAUCCACUGGUACCGAUUCUUCUCAGAAUAAUGUACAAAAAACUGUAAUUAAGUCCAAAACUUCUAAUCAAAAUGACGAGAAUAUACAAAAAAUAUACAAUAUAUUGGUUUUAAAGAAUGUUAACAGCGAUGCUAGGAAUAGUUUGUUAAAACUUUUGACAGAUCACAUAGAAGAUACUGGAUAUACUCAGUACAUAUUGCAAGUGAUAACUAAAAUUAUCAAUUCAGAAAUUACUGAUGAUAUUCAGGGACAAGUACUUCACCUAUUGGUAUUGAGGAUUUUACAAUAUGAAUUAAACGGUGGAUCGACUGAAGCCGACGAAAAGUUAAUUAAGAGUCAAAUCGAGCAACUCAAAACAACUUCUUAUUGGAAAAAUAUUAUAACUCGAUACUUAAUCACCGACUUUAAAGGGCACCUUUAUCAGGUCAAAGGCAGCGGACCAAGUAAGAAUCUUCCACAAGCGGCAUCCGUUCAAGGUGUUUCACAAAAAAAUCAGGAUCAAUUAGAGAAUUACAGCCAGUAUGGAGAACAUGUUCAAAACGUAAUGAAAAUAUUGAUUGAAAGAAAAAUUGAUGAAAAUACAAGAAAUAGAUUACUGACAAUUUUAGUAUCUGAUACAGAGGCCGGAGGAACAUAUACUGACUAUAUUUUGAAUGUUAUAAAUCAAAUUAUCAGUUGGGACGUAAGUAGUAAUACACAGAAAAAAAUACUUGAACUAUUGAUAUUCAGAAUUGUACAGUAUCAGAAAAAUGGUAAAUAUUCCGAUGCUGACAUAAUAUCAGUAAAAAAUGAAAUUGAGCAAUUAAAAAUAUCGAGAAAGUGGAAAAAUAUUAUACUCAACUUCUUGAUUAUAUAUUUCAAAGGAGUAUAUCUUGAAAGAAGGUACUAUGGUACCGCCCCAGAUGGGUCCAGAAAAGUGGUGCUUCAAGCACGUUAUUCGGAAGAAAAAGAAGAAAAUCGUCAAAAAAUUAUGGAAAUAAUGAUAGUCAAAAGUGUUAAUGAGGACAUGCAGAAAAAAUUACUCGAUAUUAUUAUUGAUGAUUCUACUGAAGGAGUGGCAUACACUCAAUAUAUUUUGCAACUUAUGAUACAAAUCGUUUCCUGGGAUAUUAGUAAUGACAUUCAAACAAAAAUGAUUGAAUUGUUAAUCUUUAGAAUAUGUCAAUUCGAAAUUAAUGGUGGAUCUACCCAAGCCGAUGAACAAUCAAUUAGAACUCAAAUUUCACAAUUGGAUACAACGGAAUCUUGGAAGAAUAGAUUUAUUCAAUUUUUGAUAUUAAACUUUAAAGGGCAGCUCCUCCAUGCAAAAAGUAGUAGGUCUGAUAACUCUCAAUCAAAUACAAUUCAAACCGAUAAAUUAAAUGUCAAUGAAGGAAACGAAGGAUCAUGUAUUGGUUCAUGUUCUGGUUCAACGCAAUACUUGCCUCAUACAGAUUGCUCAAAGUUUUGUCAAUGUUCCAAUGGUCAACCGAUUGUUAUGCCUUGCCCAGCCACUCUUCAAUGGGAUACAAAAAUUAAUAAUUGCAAUUAUCCUUCUCAAGUACAGUGUCCCAAUCAAGGUGGUCAAAACCAAAUAGGGCAAGCUUCUACUCAAGAUUCUGUACAAACCACUGUAACGGAAAACCAAAUUUCAAAUUCCGGUAGUGGAAACGAAGGAUCAUGUAUUGGUUCAUGUUCUGGCUCAACGCAAUAUUUGCCCCAUGCAGAUUGCUCAAAGUUUUGUCAAUGUUCCAAUGGUCAACCGAUUGUUAUGCCUUGCCCAGCCACUCUUCAAUGGGAUACAAAAAUUAAUAAUUGCAAUUAUCCUUCUCAAGUACAGUGUCCCAAUCAAGGUGGUCAAAACCAAAUCGGACAAGCUUCUUCGCAAGAUUCUGUACAAACCACUGUAACGGAAAACCAUAUUUCAAAUUCCGGUAGUGGAAACGAAGGAUCGUGUAUUGGUUCAUGUUCUGGCUCAACGCAAUAUUUGCCUCAUGCAGAUUGCUCAAAGUUUUGUCAGUGUUCCAAUGGUCAACCGGUUGUUAUGCCUUGCCCAGCAACUCUUCAGUGGGAUACAAAAAUAAAUAAUUGUAAUUAUCCUUCUCAAGUUCAGUGUCCACGCUGAAAAGUUAAAGGAUAUUUUUUAAUAAAGUUGUGUUGAAGUUAUCCAAAUAAAAAUGUAAAAUUAAACAGAUCGA